Dermacentor andersoni is the source of this 2010-nucleotide messenger RNA. RefSeq lists its product as uncharacterized. Lineage: Eukaryota; Metazoa; Arthropoda; Arachnida; Ixodida; Ixodidae. The record is from RefSeq and is a predicted model, not a curated record.
GUGACUGCGCAGACCUUCAUAGUGCUCACGUCAGUCGUCGCCGCAGCCCUCGCACUCAUCCUGAUUGGCUAUUGGCUCGCCUUGUUCAUCGCGUACCGCAACGUGCCAUUAUUCGUGGAAGAAGCGCCCCACCCAAUGGCCCUCAUCACCUCGACGACCACGCUGCGACCCGGAGUGCUCUACUGCUUUAUCGGGGACCUGAAAUUCGGCGAACAAGAUCUGUGUUGCGUAGGCUGCACGUUCGUCGUUUACACGGGACUUACGUUGAUCAACCAGCAAACCUACAGCUACCGGCCUGGUGGACAGGAGGCCUGGGACGCCUUUAUGAAUAUGCUGCACGACAAUAAAGGCAGCGACGGCGGACUAGCUUUCCCGCCGAUCUCGACUGGCACUUACCAGUACUCCUCCACCCUGGACUUGAUCGAGCAGUCGCCUGAUCUCCCCAAGUGGUUGCAGGCGGAGCCCAAACUGCUCAGCCUCGGCGCCAUCUGGCACGACACGGAUAAAGUCAACCUUAAGCGCUACGAAGCUGCAUACAAGGCACGUCAUUGUUUGGCUUCACUGCACGGUACCCCACGUAGUACACCACAUAGGGGUUGGCCAGGCAUCUUACAAAAAACAAAAAAUAAAAUAAAAAUCAGACAUAACGCAUUCUUCGAAAAUGAUUAUCUACGUUGAUUCGAUGAGCAUUCAAGGAGCGGGGGGCAUGUGUCAUUUGGCGAUAGGAAAUUCAUUAUUCGUAGAGAUUUUAAUUAAUCGUGUUUAUGUUACGUAAUUAACGGAGUGUAAGUUGGCUGUUCGGGCACACAGUGGCCGAAGCUGUCUGCUAGGCCAGUCAGCAGCAAGUUGUAUAUUCGGGCACAUAGCCAGGGGUCAAUGUCUGCUCGGCAAGACCAGCCGUACUUAGUGACCCAAGCUAGUAGAGCACAGACGCACGGACGGACGGACGGAUAGGCAGACAGAUACUGCACACAGACAUACCGACCGACGAAAGCCCGUGAAGCAGCCUAAGAAUGCAAACGCAUUAAAAUUGAAUAUGCACCAGGGAUGUAACUAAAUCAAUGUUUUCACGUAAGCCCGCUGUCCGCUUGCAAAGCACCGUAACCUUUCGGGCAGCUUCCUAUUACUACACUGCGUAGACGCGGCCGAUUCACCUCGAAUGCGCGCCUGCUUUUCUCAACUUAUCGUCUGGCCGAUGACGAGGGCGAACUAAAGCGCACGCACUCUGUAUUUCGCUUUUCCAGUACAUGAAGAAACUCCUGACGGGCAAAGAUGGAGCCGAGACGUUCCUCGGGGCAAAGGUCACCAGUCGCUACAUGGCCGACAAGCUGAUCGAGGAGUUGCUCGAAUUUCACUACAGCACGAUCGACACGGUCAUCAUCGAGUCGUACAUAGCGUUGCCCACCACGAUAGACUGCCGCGUGUAUCCUGUCAGCAGCAGGACAGGCGUAGAACUGAGCGUCCCCAACGUGCCCACAUUGGAGGUUGCCGCCUACAUGUCCAACAGAAGCCGGGACGAGGGAGACGUGUAUCGCAUCCUGUUCGCCUCCACAAUGGCGUUUAUGAUAUACCGCAGAGGACCCCGACAACCGAACCUGACCGACCUUGGCGACGACUGCCAAAUGAGCUACAUGACCGAUAUGGGAGCGUACUGCUCUAUGCACUUGGAUAAAAUACCGACGGCCAGGUACUCCAAGGACAACUAUUCUAUGUACGUCGUCGGUGAUGGCGGAAACUACAUGUACGCCUUCGAGCAUUUCACGACACUUUUUCAGAAGUACUUCAAGUACAUGCCGAAAUAUUCGGACGGAUGGGCUCUCUACGACGUGGAAUUGGACAGGGAAUUUGAUUGCGGCACAAAUUACGGACCUGGCUACAAGCGUGUCGAAACUACAAAAGACGUCGUCCUUGAUCGGGCUGCGAAACAACCAACGUACCGUGUAGCUUGGUAUUAAAAAAAAACGAAUUUAGCCUGAAAGGUCCCGCACACUUUCCUUAUUAUACAGAGCG